GCUGUCAGUAAAGAAGCAGCAAUGGCCGUUGUGACUCGGUCUUCAGGUUUUAUUCUGUACUUCUUUUUAAAGUUUAAAUAAGUGUGGUUUGGAUAAAUGAAAUAAGAUGUAAAAUGCUGUGCUCUGUGGAGAGGCUGCUGGAGGACUUCAGGCUCUCAGCCGGAUCCGAACUCCGCCGUAAACUCAAGCAAAGCGAGGACCCGAAAACUGAGCUGCUGGCAGUGGUUGAAAGGCUGUGUGAGGGUCUGCUGCAGGAUCUGAAGGCGCUGCUGAACCUCACCGAGCAAGCCCCGCCCCCUGCCGCUCAGCUGGAGGUGAGCCUCCAAUCAGACGAUGCGCCCUGCCAGAGCAGUGGAUCUGGAAAGAGCCAAUCAGAGCAGAGCAGUGCAGCAGGCAGCAGCCGGACCUUCAGCUGCAGCGUCUGCAGCCGUGUCUUCUCCCGGUGGGGGAACCUGACCGCUCACCUGCGGACGCACAGCGGACUGCGGCCCUUCAGCUGCUCCGCCUGUGGGGCGGCAUUCUCGGCGCGCAGCAGCCUCACCGUACACCAGCGCACAGUGCACGGCCGGCAGCGGCCUCACCGUUGCGUUCAAUGCGGGAAAACAUUUGGCACCCGCAGCCACCUGAGGACGCACCUGUCUGCCGGGGGGGUUGCGUGUUCUGCCUGCGGGAGGGCAGUGGCGGCGAGAUGUUGCCUCCCGGAGCACCGGCGCAUCUGUCCCAGCGCCGUCAGCCUCAGCUGUGCAGACUGCGGGAAGACCUUCUCCAGACUGCGCCUGCUGUCUGUGCACCGCCGGCUGCACCUGAAGGAGAAACCCUUCCCCUGCCCCUCCUGCGGGAAAGGCUUCACCACACGCCGCAGCCUUAGCGUGCACCAACGCACUGUGCAUCAAGGACUCAGGCCGUUUCCCUGCAGCGUCUGCGGGAAGGGCUUUAGCCAGCGCAGCGGCCUCACCGCUCACCUGCGCAUGCACAGCGGCGAGCGGCCGCACGCCUGCACUCAGUGCGGGAAGCGUUUCUCGAGCAGCAGCGCGCUGUCCGUGCACCGCCGCAUGCACAGCGGCGAGAAGGCCUUCAGCUGCGAUGCCUGCGGGAAAAGCUUCAGCGUGUUGGUCAACCUGCGGCGCCACCGGCUCAUCCACUCGGGCCGCCGCUCCUUCAGCUGCGAGGUGUGCAGCCGCAGCUUCAGCCAGGCUGCACACUUGAAGACGCACCGCGCCGUGCACAGCAGCGACUGGCCGUUCAUCUGCAACGCCUGCGGGAAGGGCUUCCGGCAGCGGAGUGCGCUGCUGGCUCACGAGCGCAGCCACUCUGGCAUCAAACCGUUCGGCUGCAGCCAGUGCGGGAAGAGCUUCUCCUCGGCCGCGGCACUGAAACGCCACCAGCGCACUCACAGCGAUGGGGAGGCUCACGCCUGCAACGAGUGCGGGAAGAGCUUCAGCAGCGUCCACAGUCUGAAGACGCACCUGCAGCUGCACGGCGCCACCAAGCCGUUCUGCUGCGAAGUGUGCGACCGCAGCUACAGCUCGCUCAGCUACCUGCGGACGCACCGCCGCGUGCACUCGGAGGGGAAGCCCUUCAGCUGCUCAACCUGUCAGAAGACCUUCUCCACCAAAGGCAGCCUCAAGCUGCACCAGCGCACACACAGCGGCGAGAAGCCGUUCGUCUGCGAGGUCUGCGGGAAGAGCUUCAGUGUGUCGCAGAACCUCGUCCGACACAGGCGCACGCACAGCGGAGAGAAGCCGUACGAGUGCAGCGUCUGCAGGAAGAGCUUCAGCCAGAAGAACAACCUGCAGAGUCACCAGCUGAUUCACACAGGGGGGCGGCCGCUGCACUGCAGCGCCUGCAGCCGCAGCUUCACCUGCAAUCGCAGCCUGAGGGGGCACCGCUGCAGCCCCACAGCCAAUCACAUCGCUGCUGACCUCCUCACCUGACCUCGUCACUUGACCUCCUCACCUGACCUCCUCACCGGCCCCCAUCACCUGACCCCGUCACCUGACCUCUUCACCUGACCUCCUCACCUGACCCCGUCACCUGACCUCCUCACCUGACCCCGUCGCUCAGCUACCUGCGGACGCACCGCCGCGUGCACUCGGAGGGGAAGCCCUUCAGCUGCUCAACCUGUCAGAAGACCUUCUCCACCAAAGGCAGCCUCAAGCUGCACCAGCGCACACACAGCGGCGAGAAGCCGUUCGUCUGCGAGGUCUGCGGGAAGAGCUUCAGUGUGUCGCAGAACCUCGUCCGACACAGGCGCACGCACAGCGGAGAGAAGCCGUACGAGUGCAGCGUCUGCAGGAAGAGCUUCAGCCAGAAGAACAACCUGCAGAGUCACCAGCUGAUUCACACAGGGGGGCGGCCGCUGCACUGCAGCGCCUGCAGCCGCAGCUUCACCUGCAAUCGCAGCCUGAGGGGGCACCGCUGCAGCCCCACAGCCAAUCACAUCGCUGCUGACCUCCUCACCUGACCUCGUCACUUGACCUCCUCACCUGACCUCCUCACCGGCCCCCAUCACCUGACCCCGUCACCUGACCUCUUCACCUGACCUCCUCACCUGACCCCGUCACCUGACCUCCUCACCUGACCCCGUCACCUGACCUUCUCACCUGACCUCCUCACCUGACCCCAUCACCUGACCUCCUCACCUAACCCCGUCACCUGACCUCCUCACCUGACCUCCUCACCUGACCUCCUCACCUGACCUCCUCACCUGACCCCGUCACCUGACCUCCUCACCUGACCUCCUCACCUGACCCCGUCACCUGACCUCCUCACCUAACCCCGUCACCUGACCUCCUCACCUGACCUCCUCACCUCAUCAUGUUUUAGAUCGGAGGAUUUUUAUUCCUCGGAUGAAACUCUGAGUUUUCAGAUGUUUUAUUUUUGCAGCUCAUUCUGGGAUUUCUGAAAGCCGUGCAGCCUUUAGCUGACCCGGAGAUUUCUGAAAUGAAUCUUAGAUUAUCUUUGUAUUUAGUGCAGAACAGAUUACUUGGAGAUAAAAAGUGAGAUGAACACUGUGCAGUGUGUAUAAAAACCAUAAAGAAACUUCACUUUCUUUAA
This is a messenger RNA of Eleginops maclovinus (Patagonian blennie), 3057 nucleotides long. Its product is annotated as oocyte zinc finger protein XlCOF6-like. NCBI's taxonomy places the organism in Eukaryota, Metazoa, Chordata, Actinopteri, Perciformes, Eleginopidae. Bases 114 to 1934 code for a protein of 606 amino acids. The record is from RefSeq and is a predicted model, not a curated record. The transcript has 3 exons.